Messenger RNA from Centrocercus urophasianus (Greater sage-grouse), 2069 nucleotides. RefSeq names its product serine palmitoyltransferase small subunit A (gene SPTSSA). Gene Ontology annotation, biological process: ceramide biosynthetic process. Gene Ontology annotation, cellular component: serine palmitoyltransferase complex. Gene Ontology annotation, molecular function: serine C-palmitoyltransferase activity. The coding region runs from base 44 to 250 and encodes 68 amino acids. Lineage: Eukaryota; Metazoa; Chordata; Aves; Galliformes; Phasianidae. The transcript is spliced from 2 exons. The record is from RefSeq and is a predicted model, not a curated record.
CCGGCGCAGGCUGGCGGCCGGCGGGGAGAGCGCGGUGCGCGCCAUGGCGCUGGGCUCGGCCUGGAAGCAGAUGUCGUGGCUGUACUACCAGUACCUGCUGGUCACCGCGCUCUACAUGCUGGAACCUUGGGAGCGCACCGUCUUCAAUUCAAUGCUAGUUUCCAUUGUUGGAAUGGCACUGUACACGGGUUAUGUGUUCAUGCCUCAGCACAUCAUGGCAAUAUUGCACUACUUUGAAAUUGUGCAGUGAUGAAGAAUGUAUGUUGAAGAAGUAAUCAUGCUCUGAAAUCUGGUCGACAAAGAAGAUUGAACCUCUUAGUUUUAACAAGACUUCUACCGAUGUUCAAAAGGGAAAGACACGAUGAUUCUGAAGACUAAGAAAUGAGAUCUGUAGAGCAGGGGCACGAGAUGUCCCCUAUGUUGUGUUAAUUCCUUUUGAUUUUACAAGAUAUGCCCUUGUAUAGUAGUUUUGUCUACCUUAACAUUGUGAUUGUACUUUGAUAUCAGUAUUUUCUUAACUUUGUGACAGUUUCGAUAUUGCACUGUGAAAGCUUUUCUUAAUUGUAAUUUUGAGUAAAUCUUAAUUGCCUUCUAUUUUUAAUCAGAAAAUCAUCUAAUUAAAUGGGGCUUAAAGCUUUUGCUAUUGUAUGGUAUGUAUUUGCCUGGGUAUUUCUAUCAAUGCAUUUUUGUAAGAAAAUACAUCUAGAUUCAUAUUAGAGACAUGGAUAUAUUCGUCUAACACUACUUACACAAAUUAGUUUGUACGACUGAACUCAGGUGUACUGUUUUCUUGUCCAGACUUUGUUCAACAGUAUAUUUGUGCAUAUCACCUGAAUUUGGAAUUAGCAAUUAUUUCAAGUUUCUGUGCUCUGUAUGUUGGAGGAGAUAGAGAGAAAGCACUGUAACAAUGAAGGCUGCAUUCUUUAUGUUUGAAGAAAUGCUGUGGUUAUGGUCUUUUCAUAGUGGGAACAAAAGCACUUUGCUGACGUAGGCCCACAUAAAGCUUUGGGAUAGUACUUUAAAUCAACACUUUUUCUAACAACUGAUUAAAUUGUACUUUUACAUAAUGCUUUGUUAUGUUCCAUUGGUGAUGGUUUUCUGGUAAUUUUCACACAGCAGUGUAACAGCCUAUGUUUUAAAGGGGUUUUCUAUCGCUGCUAGCGUUCCAAAUGUGUUCUCUCUACAAAUGACCAAAAUGUAGGGUUAUAAAUGGACUCGAGUUAAAACUACAGCAAUAAGUAGCUGAAACCUUGACUGAAGUCCUGUCUUUUUUAUUUAGUUUGUUUUUUUUUUUUUUAAUAGGGAUUUUUUUUUCAGUUUUGUAUACUGAAAUGUAAGAUGGUGACAACCUAACUUUCUUAAGUGUUUUUUUUUUUAAAUAAAACUUUAAAGCAGAGCUUUGCUGCAGAACUUUCUUUGAGCAGUUAGUGUGUUUCUGAAUGUUGCUUACUUUUCUCAGACCUAUAAAAAAAUGAGAACUAGUACGUGACCAAAGAAUUGUGAUUUAGUGGCCCAGUAAUAACAUGUACUGUUACAUUUUUUGUGCGACUUCUUUUAUAAUGAGGAAUUCAGUUACACAACUAAACAGUUCUAUAAAUACACUGUCUUUUAGGUUUAUAUGGCUUUCUCAGAUGCACACAGAUGGAGCAAAAAAGCUUUUUUUCAUUUAAGUACUUUAUGCAUCUCUAAUGGAACUCUAUCAUCAUGUUGGAACUAUAAACAGUGGGCCUUCUUAGGUGAACCAUAGCUUUACUGCCAUUGGUAGAGGUCUCUCACUAAAUUAGUGCCUUGCUUAAGGUGGAAUUUCUUGUGAAAAUUUCUUAAACUUUUAAUUGCCAUUUCACUUAUCCCAUGUCUGCCCAAGCAGUGGUGUUACUGAUUUGUGGUGUUAGUCUCCCAUGAGAGGCCCAAGCAGUGGUGUUACUGAUUUGGUAAAGCUGGAGACAACAGGUGUGUAAUCCUGUCUUUCCUUAUUUGAAGUUGGAAGAGCAAACAGGCAGUUUUAUUUUUAAAGUGCAUCCACAUGUGUGCAUAGGUAUUUAAAAAAAUAAAAAUGGAGAUAAUGAGUA